AUGGCCCUUAGGAACAUCGAAAACGCUCUUCCAAUCUCGCAAGAACGACCUAAGAAGCUUCCAAAACUCUCAAAGAACCCAGAGAUAUGUCUGAACGACGAAAACAACCUCCUCGUACCUCCGCCUGAAUCAACCAUCGACUACAUCUCUUCCGAAAAUCUCAAACCGUUUCCAGAUCCAGAAUCCUCUGUUCAGAGAUUACUGGAGGAAUUAGCAUCAAAGGAUUGGGUCAAAGUAUGUGAAUCACUCAACAACACAAGAAGAUUUGCUGUUUAUCACUCUUCUCUGUUCCUACCCAUUAUAGAAAAGCUUAUGGUUGUGCUGGUGAAAGCGAUGAAGAACCCUAGAAGCGCUUUGUGCAAGACUUCGAUUAUGGCUUGUUCAGAUAUCUUCAAAGCCUUUGGAGAAAAGUUAACUCAUUUGAAAACUAUGGACGAUCUGUUAUUACAGCUGCUAAUGAAAGCUUCACAAGACAAGAAGUUUGUUUGUGAAGAAGCUGACAAAACGCUAAACACGAUGGUUAACUCAGUGGCUUCUUUGCCGCUUCUGCGUAAGCUCAAGACCUACGUCCGACACAGUAACCCUCGGGUUAGGGCCAAAGCUGCCGUGUCUACUUCCAACUGUGUUUCUAAAAUGGAGAUAAAUGAAAUGGAAGAGUUCGGGAUGGUUAUGAUUGCGCAAAUAGCUGCGGAUUUGUUGAGUGAUAAGUUACCAGAGGCAAGGGAAGCUGCAAGGAGUAUGGUGAACUCUAUUUACGAGAAAUUCACAUGGGAAGAAGAAGAAGGUGAAGAAGGAAACAACAAACAAGGAGCUUGGCAGAGGUUUUGUGAGAAGAACCUAACAGGGCUUAAUGCACAAGCCAUGAUCAAGAGCGUCUCAUCUCAAUAA
Messenger RNA from Eruca vesicaria subsp. sativa (arugula), 888 nucleotides. NCBI's taxonomy places the organism in Eukaryota, Viridiplantae, Streptophyta, Magnoliopsida, Brassicales, Brassicaceae. The record is from the annotation of a GenBank genome assembly.